Clonostachys solani is the source of this 2178-nucleotide messenger RNA. The record is from the annotation of a GenBank genome assembly. Lineage: Eukaryota; Fungi; Ascomycota; Sordariomycetes; Hypocreales; Bionectriaceae.
AUGGACAACAAACCACCACUCCCUGCCAACGUGGCGCCGAUUACGGCCCCGGAUAUCCUAUCUCCCGAGCAAUGGGAGGUCCUGUUGUCAAUCUGCGACACUAUUAUACCAUCAAUUGAACAUGAUGAUCGUGGCCCUUCCCACAGCUCGUCGCCCGAUGCCAGCGACGACGACAAGGCAUCUUUAAUCAAAGCCUACUAUCAUGAGAGCGCUUCCGAAAUCCCAGAGCUGCGAGACUUGCUGAAAAGACUUUUCAACAUUGUCCUUAAUCCUACCGAGAGAGCCCAAUUUUCUCGGAUGCUCACUCUUCUGAGUGGUACUCACAUCGAUGUCGGUAGCUACUCUGCCGCCUCGUUAUUACUCACAGGCCGAGUUACAGUAUUCUCCAAACAGCCGCUGUCUAUCCGACAAGAGAUCUUGGAGGGCUGGGCACAAUCCCGCCUCCCCCAAAUUCGACUCUUCCAGCGAACUAUGGCGUUGGUCACCAAGAGUCUGUGGGUUCGAACCAGCCCCAACCUCCGCCCGCUUAUCGGACUGCCACGGGUACCCAUUGAUGGCAAGGUUGGGGAAGGGUUCGAUUUCAACUUCAUACAGAUACCGCCUGGCUCCGAGCCAGCGGUGAUCGAGACCGACGUAGUCAUCGUCGGCAGCGGCUGUGGCGGCGGAGUCUGUGCAAAGGAGCUCGCAGAAGCUGGGUUCAAUGUGAUAGUGGUUGAAAAGGGCCACUACUGGCCCCCCAAGUAUCUGCCCAUGGACGAUAUCCAAGGUCCAUGCCAGCUUUUCAUGAACGAGGGCCAGAUUAUUUCGGAUGAUGGCUCAGUCGUCGCUUUGGCCGGCUCAACCUGGGGAGGGGGGGGCGCCAUCAACUGGAGUGCCUCAUGGCCAGUGCAACCUUAUGUUCGGCAGCAAUGGGCUGAUACGGGCUUGCCUCUUUUCACCUCUGAAAAGUUCCAGGAAUCAGUGGAUCGAGUGUGCGCCACAAUGGGCGUCUCUACUGAUCACAUCAAGCAUAACAAACCGAACCUCAAGCUUCUGGAGGGAUGUAAGACCCUCGGCUGGAAGUGUUCUGCUUUAGGACAGAACACUGGUGGCCAUGAACAUAGCUGUGGUCAUUGUCAUAAUGGCUGCCGGUCUGCUGAGAAGCAGGGUCCCGGAGUCGCAUGGCUGCCCAAAGCCGCAGAGGCCGGAGCUCGGUUUAUCGAAGGUCUGAUGGUGAACAACAUCGAGUUCGACGAUACUGAAGGACAGAAAGUGGCCAAGGGGGUACGUGGAGUCUGGACCUCUCGUGACGAGCAUGGGGGUGUAGCGGGCAAGCCAACCACAACACGAGAGGUGUUCAUCAAAGCCGAGAGAGUCAUUGUCUCGUGUGGUAGUCUGCAAUCACCACUACUCUUGAUGAGGUCGGGUCUAACCAACCCGCAGAUUGGCAGGAACCUGUACUUGCACCCUGUCACUCUGGUCGGCGGCAUCUAUGAAGAAGAGAUAAGGCCAUGGGAGGGCUCGAUUCUCACCACCGCAUGUACCGAAUUUGAAGACCUAGAUGGUGAGGGCCACGGUGUCAAGGUAGAAGUCAUGAACACACUGCCCAACACAUGGUUGACCUGGUCUCCCUGGGAGAAUGGCCAGCAGUUCAAGAAACUGGCUUCCCAAAUGGACCACCUCGCCGGCUUUGUCAUUGUUCACAGAGACAAGAUUACAGGCAGAGUCUACCCUGAUCCAGUGGAUGGUCGCUGUCGCAUAGAGUAUAGUCCCUCGCCAUCCGACAGGCAAAUGAUUCUACAGGGAAUCAUGCGAACGGCACAACUGUGCUAUGAGACAGGAGCACAGGAGAUCUUCACCAUUGUUCCCGGAUUCAAACCCUUCGUUCGGACAAGCGAUACCACCAAAGAUCAAUUCGAUGAUUGGGCUCGCGGUAUCCUCUCGCACGGAUUACCAACUCCCCAGUCCUACUUUGGGUCCGCCCAUCAAAUGGGUACAUGCAGAAUGUCUACUUCUUCGGAUAAAGGGGUGGUCGGACCUGAGGGCCAGGUUUGGGGGACAAAGGGUCUGUAUGUUGCUGAUGCCAGCGUCUUUCCCACUGCCAGCGGAGUUAACCCUUCUGUGACCACAUACGCAAUAGCAGACUUCAUCGCCAGGUCAAUCGUAACUGAAAGGAACCAGCCCGCCGAAAGGAAAUAG